Messenger RNA from Dunckerocampus dactyliophorus (ringed pipefish), 5877 nucleotides. RefSeq names its product gephyrin b (gene gphnb). Gene Ontology annotation, molecular function: molybdopterin molybdotransferase activity. Gene Ontology annotation, biological process: postsynaptic neurotransmitter receptor diffusion trapping; Mo-molybdopterin cofactor biosynthetic process; glycine receptor clustering. Gene Ontology annotation, cellular component: cytosol; postsynaptic specialization; cytoplasm. Lineage: Eukaryota; Metazoa; Chordata; Actinopteri; Syngnathiformes; Syngnathidae. The transcript has 25 exons. Bases 260 to 2644 code for a protein of 794 amino acids. The record is from RefSeq and is a predicted model, not a curated record.
GUGUGUCAGUGGGCCAACUGAGUGAUGCACACGUCCAUGUAGUGAUUGCUCGACAUUCUACUCAUCUCGCCUGCCAUUUUUUCCCCUUGCCAUAUCCCAACCCUCCUCAUCUCCCUCCUCUUUUUUUCUUCUUCCUCCAUCCCUGCUUCCUCCUCCUCCUCCUCCUCCUCCUCCUCCUCCUCCUCCCUCUCCCCAGCAAGUUCGAUGCGAUCGGCUCUGGGCCCGUGAGUUCUCGGUGCGGGCGACAGCGCUGCUGAACAUGGCGUCAGACGGGAUGAUUUUAACGAACCACGACCACCAAAUCCGGGUCGGAGUCCUGACAGUGAGUGACAGCUGUUUUCGAAACCUCGCAGAGGACCGCAGUGGCGUAAACCUCAAAGAUCUCGUCCACGAUCCAUCACUGUUGGGUGGUAUGAUUGUGGCCUACAAGAUAGUACCAGAUGAAAUAGAUGAAAUCAAGGAAACUCUAGUGGACUGGUGCGAUGAAAAGGAACUUAACCUCAUUUUAACCACAGGGGGUACCGGCUUUGCUCCAAGAGACGUCACACCAGAGGCCACUAAGGAGGUGAUAGAGCGUGAGGCUCCGGGGAUGUCGCUGGCAAUGUUGAUGGGAUCCCUCAACGUCACACCGCUAGGCAUGCUUUCCAGACCUGUGUGCGGUAUCCGAGGGAAGACGCUCAUCAUUAACUUACCAGGAAGUAAGAAAGGCUCCCAGGAAUGCUUCCAGUUCAUCCUGCCGGCGCUGCCCCACGCCAUCGACCUCCUGCGUGACGCCGUGGUGAAAGUCAAGGAGGCGGCGGACGAGCUGGAGGACCUGCCGUCGCCGCCGCCGCCUCUCUCGCCGCCACCCAACAGUUCGCCACGGCGUCAGACGGAGGACAAGGGCGUGCAGUGCGAAGAGGAGGAUGAGGAGAAGAAAGACAGCGGCGUGGCGUCCACAGAGGACAGCUCCUCCUCCCACAUCACCGCAGCAUCCAUCGCCGCCAAGAUCCCAGACUCCAUCAUCUCGCGGGGUGUCCAGGUGUUGCCCAGGGAUACGGCCUCUCUCAGCACCACGCCCUCCGAGUCGCCUCGCGCCCAGGCCACAUCUCGCCUCUCUACCGCUUCCUGUCCCACACCCAAAGCGCGGCUCCCCUCCUGUUCAUCCACCCUAAGCAUUGCUGAGGCCUCACGGAGAGAAUUCAGGGCUCACCUGGAUGAAGUCAUCACGCUCAAGUCAAGGUACUCUACCUUGGACCAGCUCCAGUGUAGGUUGGAGGGGCUUAAAGAUGAUCGCAGGAGGACCUUCAGCUCUCGAGUGCAGUCGAGAUGCAGCAGCAAAGAAAAUAUCCUAAGAUCAAGUCACAGUGCUGUAGACAUCACUAAGGUGGCCCGGAGACACCGCAUGUCCCCUUUUCCCCUCACCUCCAUGGACAAGGCCUUCAUCACUGUGCUGGAGAUGACCGCCGUCCUUGGCACUGAGAUCAUCAACUACCGAGACGGAAUGGGUCGAGUCCUAGCUCAGGACGUUUAUGCCAAAGACAACCUGCCGCCAUUCCCUGCUUCUGUCAAGGAUGGUUAUGCUGUGAGAGCGGCCGACGGCCCAGGCGACCGCUUCAUCAUCGGAGAGUCCCAAGCAGGAGAGCAGCCCACCCACACGGUGAUGCCUGGCCAGGUGAUGAGGGUGACAACCGGAGCUCCAAUUCCCUGCGGGGCUGAUGCCGUUGUUCAGGUGGAAGACACUGAGCUCCUCCGUGAGUCUGAAGAUGGCACAGAGGAGCUGGAAGUACGAAUUUUGGUCCAGGCUCGGCCAGGCCAGGAUAUCAGGCCUAUCGGUCAUGACAUCAAGCGUGGCGAGUGUGUGCUGGCCAAAGGCACCCACAUGGGUCCCUCUGAGAUCGGUCUCCUUGCCACAGUGGGGGUCACAGAGGUGGAGGUCCAGAAAUUUCCUGUGGUGGCAGUGAUGUCGACAGGAAAUGAGCUGCUCAACCCAGAAGAUGACCUUCAUCCUGGGAAGAUCAGAGACAGCAAUCGCUCCACCCUGCUGGCCACCAUCCAGGAGCACGGCUACCCAACUAUUAACCUGGGCAUUGUGGGAGACAACCCCGAUGACCUUCUCAACGCUCUGAAUGAAGGCAUCAGCCGUGCUGAUGUCAUUAUCACCUCAGGCGGAGUGUCCAUGGGGGAGAAGGACUACCUUAAGCAGGUGCUGGAUAUAGAUCUUCAUGCUCAGAUCCAUUUUGGUCGGGUCUUCAUGAAACCAGGGCUCCCUACAACAUUUGCCACACUGGACAUUGACGGUGCUCGUAAACUCAUCUUUGCCCUCCCAGGAAACCCCGUAUCCGCUGUCGUCACGUGUAAUCUUUUUGUCAUCCCUGCCUUGAGGAAGAUGCAGGGCAUUUUGGACCCAAGGCCUACAAUCAUCAAAGCCAGGUUGUCUUGCGACGUGAAGCUGGAUCCUCGCCCUGAAUACCACCGCUGCAUUCUGACAUGGCAUCACCAAGAGCCUCUGCCGUGGGCACAGAGCACAGGGAACCAGGUGAGCAGCAGACUGAUGAGCAUGCGCAGUGCCAACGGGCUCCUGAUGCUACCUCCCAAAACAGAGCAAUACGUGGAGCUGCACAAGGGCGAGGUGGUGGACGUCAUGGUCAUCGGACGGCUAUGAUGUCAUCACCGAGGCGGGUGGAGAGUCGCCGUCGUUAAUAGGGAGCGGCGGGAAUGGGUGGUUCACGGUGCAUGUCCACAUAUCAUUGACUAUUCUGUAAUAUGCAACGGCACAGCUAGUUUUUAUUGAUUUGGAGAACAUGGAGGUAUAGUCGACAUCUUGAUCACAGCCUAGAUACAUAAGAGAACAUUGAUUUAAGAAGAUUAUAGUAUUUCAGAGAAAGAAAAUAUAACUUUUAAUGGAAAAAAAAUCUAAUUAUAAAAAGAGAUUUAUUCUGUAAUAUAUUAUUAUGAUUAUUCUUCUUAUUAUUAUGAUUAUUCUUCUUAUCAUUAUUAUAUUAAGGCAACUUUGUUCCUUUCAUUGCAAUUGCUUUGUGUGUUCAAUGCUAGACCUUAUCUAUAGCAGUAGCAUUUUAAUAGACAGCUGUAGGUGCCUGCCAGGACAAAAAAUAUAUAUAUAUUAUUUUCUCAUCUUUAGUGGAAAAAAAAAGCUCUAAUCCUUUUUAUUUUAUUUUGACAAUGAAGAAAAAAACUGAGGAAGACUCCAGAUUUCCCAUGGUGCUGCAGCUAAACAGGAAAAGGUGGGAGGGGGCACACGGAGGUCUUUUUCUCUUGUGUGCACCCAUCAAGGUGACACAUUUUCUCUUGUUAGUAUGCAUCAUAUUGGCUUCACAAAGAGCUUUGCUUGUCGUUUAUCUCGUGAGUCUUGUUUAUGUGCGCGGUGCCAAAUGACUAGACGGGGGUGUGGGAGGGGGUGUAGGGGAUGGUUGGAAGGAGGGGGGGCAGUGGGGUUUGUCACCUGGAGACCUGGUGGAAUAUUUGCUCCUAGAGACUGCUCACCCCCUCUACAACCCUCUUCCCAGGGAUGAGCUUGGGGGGGGGAAUAUAUUUUAUUUGAGCAACUAUUUAAGAAAAAAAAGCAAGAAAAGAAGCAGCUUCUUUAAUUGCUGACAGCCUUUUUAACCGACUUCACAAAAUUGUACAGAAAAAAAAGAGAACCAUAUUGUACAGAUAUGUGACCAGCACUCCUAAGGAAAUUAUUAUUAUAAUUAUUAUUAUUAUUAAGCAACGAGGAGACAUUGAACAACGCUGUACUAUAAACAUUUUCUGUAAUGAUGCUGAAACUGACGAAAGAGACGACGGUAAUAAAAAUCCUUGAUCAUUAUGUAAAAAAAAAAGGUUAUUGUUGGGUUCCUUUUUUAAUAAAAUAUAUCUAACAAACUACAAGAGAACUCGUUUUUGGGUUUGAGUUGGUUUGGGGCAGCCAUCGACCUCGACUGCAUGGGUCAAGACGAGAUGGUGAAGGGGUGGGCUGAAAAAAAGCAUGGAGGCUAUGUACAUACAAAUACGGAUGUUUUAAAAACGCAUAUUUUUCUGUGAGUCUCGACCUCUCAGCCACACAGAAACUUAGGUUUUAGUUUUUAUAAAACAAGGAAAACUCCAGCUAGAGUGGGGAUUUUCAAAAACUCCGGCUUCAGCGUUUGUGUGUGGACGGGUAAAACAAAGCUUUUUGAGUUGUGUCAGAAGAAAUGUGUGACAUUAUCUCAUGUUUUUAAAGCUUACCGUAAAUUCCUAUGUAUGAGCCGCUACUUUUUUCUUAAACUUUGAACCCUGUGUCUUAUUUAUGGCUAAAUUCUAAUCUCGUGACAUCUCCUUUACUUCAGAACUACUACUAAUUGCCUAAAUACUGUGACGUUCGCGAGUCAGUGAGGAAACGGUAGCUCUUUCUUUGGCAGGAGCCAAUCACGAGCUAUCAGUGGACUCACAACAAGCUUGUCAACCCACUGGAAACCACAGGAGGUCAUUAUAUAUAACAGUAUAACAAUAUACCAGUCUGACUCACCGUGUCAUCUUACUCAGAAAACUAAACUCAUCACACAGCAACUUAACACUCAAAAGUACGCAUUUAUUGGGGUGCUGCAAUCACGUCAGCCUCCCUGUGGGCUCCGCACAUGCAAUAAAAAAAAAUUGUGAUAUUUUCUGGGCUUCAUGCUGUGAUUUAAAAAAUAAUGUGCAUGUCUUCGUACGUUUAAUACUCACUGUAUUGAUGAACGGAGGUGUUAUAAUGCACGAUCAACUCAACUGUGGUUUAUUCAAGCUUCUGAUUGGCCAAAAUGCACAUUACGGCCAGUGAAUGUGUUUUUAGGUGGACAGGGAUGUUUUUUUAAACUGCACUCGUGUGGAUGGAGAUUUCAACACCAGUGUUGGAGAAAUGUGCGUUUGUGUGAACAUGGCCAGAGACUACUGCUAAUAUUACAAAUACAGCCAAGCUUCUCAACCUGUGGUUUCUUGGAAUUUGAACAAUUUUCCCUUAGGACAUUUAGAGAACAAGUGAUAAACACAAACAACAACUAGCCAGGCAAUUAGGAGUGAACUUGCUACCUGAAUUUCCACCAAUUUCUCACAAUCACUGCUUUUCACAAAAAAAUGUGUUUCUGAAUGUUACGACCUUUGGAGCGUCCCAUUUUUAGCUACCAAUGUAGUACCAAUAAUACAUCUGGUAUGGUUGACAUUUACAUUUCUGGACGCUUCUGGCUGUCGGCUUGUACGGUGGCCAGAACCCACUCAAACUACAUGGCCAUAAUUAUAGACUCACAAUGUCCCCACUUGUUUACCAGUGGUUUUACAGGACAGGGGAAAUCCCCAGGCAGACAAACCUAAGCCAGCUCUAACUAUAAGCUUGAUAAAAAACAAAAGUUGUAUAUUUAAAUAUCGAGAGCGUGUCUACCCCUCACGGUUCUGCCCAAAAAGAGGCUGAAGGGUCUACUUUCGUAGAGUCUGGGAACCAUAGUGGGUUUUAUCCCUGCACAUAAGGAAUUGCAAUGCAAUGCUGCAAUGGACUGUGACUUGGUUUCUUUUCAGGAAAGGUACGCAGUCAAGAAGGAGCUGGCGUGAGUGAGUGUAAAGAGAGAAGUGAAAGAAGGGAUUACCCUCAUAGAAAGUCUGCAAGGUGAAAUGACACAGGAUCCCAUUAACUGCUGAUGAUUAAUAGCACUGUGACAUGAACUUGCUUCCAAUUCAUCCAUGUGUGGAGCGUGUUGAGUCUAAGGGGAUUAGCAUGGAGAUGAUGCUAUAAUUUAACACGGAUGUUUUCAUAUGCUCAAGUGCAUUAAGCCUUCAAUUAUUUAUUGGGCGGGGGAUAAAACUGCCUGCAAAGAUAUAGAAGGGUUUUUAUCUCUUGUGUGAGUUGUAAGAGGAGUUGCAAUUAGCAAGCUCAUGGGAAGCAAAAUGUAU